AUGGUUCCACAGAAAACAGUUAAAAUACAAGUAACAAACCCAUCUAGAUCAAAUACUGAUAUUUCAAUCGAACCAUCUCAGCAACCCCAACAGUCCCAAAUAUUAGAACAAGCUUCGCCACAAUUUACCGAAAAACCGUAUCCGUCAACUUCAUAUCCAUAUCGCAUAAAAAAAAUAAAAAAAUUCUGCAAAAAAACUUGCAACUGUUCUCGCCUAGUUCUCUGUUUCCUUUUUCUUCUAAUAGUUGCCACUAUCAUAAUUAUAGUCCUUCUAUUACGAAAAAACCCUUUCAUAUUUGUGCGCCCACAUUGUAAAUCCCAAUUCGGCGAUCCUUCCUUAAACGCCACUUUUGACAUUUUAGGGCAACUCGAAACAGGCCUGCCUUCCGACACCGAUCCUGUUGAAUUGUAUUCAUACGUUGGUUCUCUAAGUUGCAUAGGAAGAUAUCAAUUCACCGAACCAAUUUUGUUAAAUUUAGGGUACUACAAUCCAUUACCUGGUGAUGACUAUUACAAAAAUGGGUCAGAUAAAAAUUUGUGGAAGGGCACGUGGACCGGAAAAAAUGGAUGUUACAGUUACCAAGAUUUUUUAAAAAACAAACAGGACGUUCAGGAACACGCUAUUAGAGAAGCAUUUCAACUAAAUCUUGCAGUUAUCAAUCAAACACUUAAUUCAAACUUCUCGUUUUUGGAACAACCUUUCAAAUUUACAGGUGGAUGCAAUGUUCCAAUAAAUGGAGAAGUAGUUACGAAUGUUACAAUGGCCGGUAUAUUGGCAUCUGCGCACUUAAUCGAUGCAGUGAAGGUCGCAAAUGCUUUUUUAAAUGCAACGGCACAAUGUGAUGAUAUUAAAAAAGAGAGUAUAACGAUGUUCUUAUCGGACUUUAAUGAAUGUGAUUUCAGUAAAGAAAAUAUUGAUGCGGCAGUUUCUGCUUUUGAUAAAUAA
Molecule: messenger RNA, 945 nt
Organism: Dentiscutata erythropus
Lineage: Eukaryota; Fungi; Glomeromycota; Glomeromycetes; Diversisporales; Gigasporaceae
Source: the annotation of a GenBank genome assembly